AUAAAAACAUUCAUACUAUAUAUCGUAUCCAGAAACGCAUCUGUACCACACGUUAAACCAAUUGCUUAUCAAUCAUAGUGCAUACGUUGUUUUCUGGUGUAUUCUUGUAUACCAAGUUGUUUAUCUAUCUGAAUUUCCAACCCCCGUUCUGAAAUUUUACCACAAUGUCUGAGGAAGGCGAAGUGGCGAACAAGGGACCGACCAAGGUGGUGAAGAGAAUCUUCAUCAACAAUUUGGACUCAUUUCACGGCAAAAAUAUCUCCAAGUUCCUCUCCAACUGUGUGGUGGGAGCAUCUCAGGAGGAAGGAGGGGAGGAGGAGGAUGCGGAGAGUGUGGACUCGGACACCCCCGUGGUGACCAAGGAGGGCACUUAUCAAGUCAUAGGCACCAUGAUGAACCCACAGGCACCCAAGCCAGAUUGGGUCAAAUAUGUGCUAGAUAGUGGAGAUAGGGCACAGCUGUUGGAACACCUGGUGGAGUGUGACAUGGUCAUCUACGACAUCACUGAGGACCCCAACUCAGUAGACGAGGCCGCAUGGGCCAUAGAGUCGAUGGAAGCUGAGCUGGAGCACUGGAUUGGACAGAAGCUGUUCAUCCUCGUGUCCUCCGUCCUCACCUGGGCAAAAUCCAAACCCCUAGACCCAGCAAUGCGACGCUCGGAGGAGGAUCCUGAGAUUCCCUUCACGGAGGAUGACUACAGAAGGAGGAAACCCCACCCCAACUUCAAAAACCACAUCAGCUGUGAAAAGACCGUGAUCAAGUGCGGAAAGACUAAUAAACAGCAACUGAUCUCGUACGUGGUGGCCGCCGGCAUGACUUAUGGCAUGGAGGAGAGUGUAUUCCACUUCUUAUUCAAGUCUGCGUGGCAUGGUCAGGUGGAUGCACUGCAGUGCUAUGGCACGGGAGAAAACAUCCUCCCCACCAUCCACGUCAAGGACCUCGCUGCGGUUCUGCAGAACAUUCUGGACAGUCGGCCGAAGACGAGGUACUUGGUGGCAGUGGACGACAGCCAGCUGAGUCUGAUGGAGAUCGUGAAGGCUGUCAGUGUGGCACUGCACAAUGGAAAGGUCAGGUGUGUGUCCCGGGAAGACGCACUCCUCCUCAAGGACCUCGAGGACAAUAAAAGACCCAGCCCACAAGCUGACUUCGACCAUCUGCUGGUGAACUUGAGAAUGGACGCCGUGUAUAUCAAAGAGAGCAUGAACAUCAAUUGGGUGUCGGAGGCGGGAAUUGCCGAGAGCAUUGGUGCUCUAGUGAAGGAGUUCAAAGAAACGCGAAAACUUCAGCCAAUCAGAGUUUGUCUUCUGGGCCCUCCUGCAGUGGGAAAAUCUUUUAUUGCUGAAAAGCUAUGCAAGUUCUACAAAAUCCACCACAUCAAAAUCAAGGACGUAAUCGAAGACGCAAUUAAAAAUCUGGAGAGAAGUGCGGCCAGAAUAGAUGCACCCGAGGAGGAAGAGGAGGACGACGGGAAGGCGCAGGAGGACUCGGAACUGUUGGAGAAGAUAAACGAGAACAAACAAGAGAACGAUGGUCGAAUUGACGAUGAGUUUGUGGUGCAGUUCUUCAAGGAGAAGUUGCACUCGAAGCCCUGUCAGAACCAGGGAUUUGUUCUGGACGGCUACCCUAAGACAUACGACCAAGCAAAAGCACUCUUUGUUCCAGAGGAUGACAUAGAAGAACUAGAACAGGAAUCAAAAAUACCCCAGUUCGACAAACAGAUCAUGCCAGAAGUGUUAGUCUCCCUGGAAGCGCCCGAUGAGUUUCUGCGUGACCGAGUGAUGAACCUGCCUGAGAAGUUGAUAGAGGGCACCCACAACACAGAAGACAAGUUGAACAAGCGACUCACAGUGUACAGGGAGAACAACACGGAAGACGUCACUGCCCUCAACUACUUUGACGAGCUAGAGGUCCAUCCUCACAUCAUUGAUAUCACCAAAGAUAAAUCAAAGGAGGCCGAAAACACUGUGGAACAGCUGAAGAAGAUGAUCGGAAGCACCCGAAACUACGGUGCUACGGCGGAGGAGUUGGCGGAGCAGGAGAGACAGCAGGCGGAGAGGAGACUGAGGGAGGAGACGAUGGAGAGGGAGCAGAGACAGAGGCAGGAGCAGGAGGAGCUGCACGAGAUGAAGAGACGGCAGGAGGAGUGGAAAUCACGCCUGGACGAAGUGCGCCGCGAGGAGCAAGAGACCCUUGAGACCCAGAGUGCUCCUCUGAGGAACUACCUGAUGCAGCAUGUGAUGCCCACUCUCACCAUGGCUCUGGUGGACUGCUGCAAAGCCAGACCAGACGACGCCGUAGACUUCAUUGCGGAGUACCUUUUCAGGAACAACCCACAGGUUGAUUAGGAAAACCGGGAUCUACAAAAUAGAAAUGGGAUGAAAAAUAAACCGAAUCACAAGAGUCACACCUCAUUGAGCUGGUUAAAUACAAACUAAUGUUUAGUUCUUAAUGUGAUUUAAGCAAUUGUUGUCCAAGAAUGUAUUAUGACCCGACAUCUAUAAACGUUUAUUUGAUUGCACUUUCUCACUGAUGAGACAAAAUGGUUGAAGAAAGUUUCAUUUUUAAA
Molecule: messenger RNA, 2566 nt
Organism: Symsagittifera roscoffensis
Lineage: Eukaryota; Metazoa; Xenacoelomorpha; Acoela; Convolutidae
Product: adenylate kinase 7-like
Exons: 19
Coding region: 165-2345 (726 amino acids)
Biological process (GO): nucleobase-containing compound metabolic process
Cellular component (GO): cytoplasm
Molecular function (GO): nucleoside diphosphate kinase activity; AMP kinase activity; ATP binding
Source: RefSeq, a predicted model, not a curated record